Molecule: messenger RNA, 840 nt
Organism: Aphanomyces astaci
Lineage: Eukaryota; Oomycota; Saprolegniomycetes; Saprolegniales; Verrucalvaceae
Exons: 1
Coding region: 58-801 (247 amino acids)
Biological process (GO): FAD biosynthetic process
Molecular function (GO): FMN adenylyltransferase activity
Source: RefSeq, a predicted model, not a curated record
AUUAUUAUUGCAUUCGUGAGGAUUGCCGGUCCUGCACACACACGCUGCCAAGCCGCGAUGGACCUCGUUCGCCGCUUCGACGAGCUGUGUGAAUCCGUGGACGAAGAGACCCGGAAUGCCUUCCAUCGAUCCAUCGAAGUGCUCAACCGAGCCAUCGAUAUCCUAUCCCUGGAACGCAUGUGCUUCAGCUUCAAUGGCGGUAAAGAUUCCACGGUCGUGUUGCACCUGUUGCGGUUGGUGCUAGCAAAGCGCGCGCUGGUCAGUCAUCCUGGCGCGUCCGAAGAAGAGUUUGACGCUGCGUAUCGAUCGCUGCUCCAUCAACUUCCCGUGAUGUACUUUGACACACCCGAUCAGUUCCCGCAAGUGACCGAUUUCAUCCACCAUUGCAUCCACACGUACGGGUUCCAGUGCGAAAUGCAGACUAGCAGCUACGUGCAGGGCAUCCAGUCCAUCAUUUCCAAGCGCAAAACGCAAGCGUUCGUCAUGGGGGUCCGCAGGGGUGACCCAGGAACCGAAGAUCUCGAGCACUUUUCUCCCAGUUCCACCGGGUGGCCAGCGUUUUUCCGCGUGAAUCCCAUCUUGCAGUGGCGAUACGACUACGUGUGGCUGUUCCUUCGAAAACUCAAGCUCGAGUAUUGCAUGCUGUACGACCAAGGCUACACGUCGCUUGGCAGCGUCCACAACACCGAGCGGAACCCAGAAUUGGUGCAUAUCAACGACAGCGGAGACACGGAAUACUGGCCUGCGUAUAAGCUCCUCGACAACGAGUCUGAACGAUGCGGUCGUGCCUCCAAAUACUAAUAACGUGACCGAUCAGUGAUCCGCCAAAAUUUAGAUUUU